Messenger RNA from Trypanosoma brucei brucei TREU927, 585 nucleotides. RefSeq lists its product as hypothetical. Bases 1 to 585 code for a protein of 194 amino acids. The transcript has a single exon. The record is from RefSeq and is a predicted model, not a curated record. Lineage: Eukaryota; Euglenozoa; Kinetoplastea; Trypanosomatida; Trypanosomatidae.
AUGUAUCGGCUCAUGGUUCCGCACAAAACAGCAAAAUGGGCCUCUGCAAGUGCUCCGAGAGCAUUCCGGAACGCAUUCCGGCGAUGUAGCACUCAAGAGGGUGAGGCUGCUGCGGCAUCCCGCACGGGUAAAUCAACAGUCGGAGACACUUCAGCUGGAUGCCAACAGACGGGACCUCAACGCAAGGAUUGGCGUACAGGAAAAGAGGUUGUGUACGUCAAGGGUGUGCCAGUGAAGGGACCGCUACGGAAGUUACCACGCAAAGAACAAAUACUUGUGUGCGUUAUCUUCUCCAUAACGGGGAGCGCUGCGGUGUAUUUUGUUCGACCAGUCAUAAGGAAUUGUGUAACCAAUGGGUUUCUCGGCCUCCCGGAGGACAGCAGUUGGUCAAAUGGGCCGUGGCUUUAUCGAUUAUUGUACGUGUCAAUCAUGUACCCAUCUUACUCCUUUCUGUUGUUUGUUAUUGGCUCCCUAUUCGGACGCCGUGUGUGGUUUUCCUUCAUGAUCCACAAAAUGUGGUCACGUUUCUUGCCAAAGAAGGCCGCAAAACGACUCAAACACAUGCUUGAUUUGCAACAUUACUAA